AUGCGUAGCAACAGUGUAAAUAAUGAGGUGGACAUGGAGGAAAAAAUAAAAAAAAUGAAACACUUAGUUUGCAAGAAUAAAGAAGAAAUUAAAAAAGUUAAUGAAAUUAUAACAGAGGCAGAUAAACUUUUAUACAAAUUUGCUGUAGAGGAUAAUGAUUAUAACAAAUACAGUUCUAUUGAUAAAGAAUCACAUCUGUAUUUUAAAAAAGUUAAGAAUACGGAUGUAGGAAAGCUGAGCCUUAUUUUCCACGACUCCUCGAAGCUCGAAAAAUUAAUACGAGUAAUAUGGGACGAAAAUGGCACAAAAAAAUUUGACCCACAUUUUAUAGAAGGUAAAAUUCUUCGAGUGUACGAUAAGGAUUUAAUAUUAAUACAACAAAGUUAUAAGGGCACAUUAGGAAAUGAAGGCAGAUACUUUUAUACUCUGGCGCACAAAAAAAAAAUAAAUAGCGAGUCCUACAUAAUUACAUGUGUGUCGUUAAAUGUAAAUGACAAUAAUAAAAAAGGUAAAAGCAGUUUUGUAAAUCCUUUUAUCAGUAGCGUAAAUUCCUUUUCAAUUGAUAUUGAAUGUGAUCAGGAAAUUAUGAACUCUUCGUUAAAAAAAAUGUUUAUUAAUUUGUCUGGUUAUUAUAUUAAAAAAGAAAACACGAGUAUGAAAUUAACCUAUAUUUCCUCGAUUGAGCUUGAUACGUCAUCUUUGAUUCCUCAAUUUAUUAUACGAAAGAUUAAGGCUAGCAAAAUGUCACUCUUAACAAUGUUAAAAAACAAUAUAUGA
Plasmodium malariae is the source of this 777-nucleotide messenger RNA. Its product is annotated as fam-a protein. Gene Ontology annotation, molecular function: lipid binding. The record is from RefSeq and is a predicted model, not a curated record. The transcript has 5 exons. NCBI's taxonomy places the organism in Eukaryota, Apicomplexa, Aconoidasida, Haemosporida, Plasmodiidae. Bases 1 to 777 code for a protein of 258 amino acids.